AGAGCGCGGGCUGGCGCUGCCGGGCGCGGCGAGCCCGGAGCACCCCACGGACGGCGCGGGACGCGCCCCUGCCACACCCACCCCGCGGCCGCUGCAUGAGGCUUCCAGGCGUCCGCCCGCCGCCCGCCGCGCCCGGCCGGAGGUUCGCCCGCUGAGGCGCGGCCAGCGCACCCACCUGCCAGCCUGCGCGCCAUGGGGCAGCCCGGGAACCGCAGUGUCCUCCUGCUGGCGCCCAACGGCAGCCACGCGCCGGCCCAGGAAGCCGCUCGGGAAGGGGACGAGGCGUGGGUGGCGAGCAUGGGCAUUGUCAUGUCGCUCAUCGUCCUGGCCAUCGUGUUUGGGAACGUCCUGGUCAUCACGGCCAUCGCCAAGUUCGAGCGUCUGCAGACCGUCACCAACUACUUCAUCACCUCCCUGGCCUGUGCUGACCUGGUCAUGGGCCUGGCGGUGGUGCCCUUUGGGGCCAGCCACAUCCUCAUGAAAAUGUGGACUUUCGGCAACUUCUGGUGCGAGUUCUGGACUUCCAUUGACGUGCUGUGCGUCACGGCCAGCAUUGAGACCCUGUGCGUGAUCGCGGUGGAUCGAUACUUAGCCAUCACAUCCCCCUUCAGGUACCGGAGCCUGCUGACCAAGAGUAAGGCCCGGGUGGUCAUUCUAAUGGUGUGGGUUGUGUCUGGCCUUACCUCCUUCUUGCCCAUCCAGAUGCACUGGUACCGGGCCACCCGCCAGGAAGCCAUCGACUGCUACGCCAACGAGACGUGCUGCGACUUCUUCACGAACCAAGCUUAUGCCAUCGCCUCCUCCAUCGUGUCCUUCUACGUGCCCCUGGUGGUCAUGGUCUUUGUCUACUCCAGGGUCUUCCGGGUGGCCAAAAGGCAGCUCCAGAAGAUCGAUCAGUCUGAGGGCCGCUUCCAUGCUCAGGACCUCAGCCAUGUGGAGCAGGAUGCGCGGGGUGGCCAUGGGCACCGCAGGACCUCCAAAUUCUGCCUGAAGGAGCACAAAGCCCUCAAAACGCUGGGCAUUAUCAUGGGUACCUUCACGCUCUGCUGGCUGCCCUUCUUCAUUGUCAACAUUGUGCACGUGAUCCGGGACAACCUCAUCCCCAAGGAAGUCUACAUCCUCCUGAACUGGGUGGGCUACGUCAACUCCGCUUUCAAUCCUCUCAUCUACUGCCGGAGCCCAGAUUUCAGGAUUGCCUUCCAGGAGCUUCUGUGCCUGCGCAGGUCUUCUUUGAAGGCCUUUGGGAAUGGCUGCUCUAGCAACAGCAAUGGCAGAACCGACUGCACAGGGGAACAGACCGGCUGUCACCCGGGACAGGAGAAAGACAGCGAACUGCUGUGUGAGGACCUGCCAGGCACCGAAGGCUUUUUGAACUGCCAAGGCGCAAUUUCCCACAUGUUCUCCCAAGCUCUUCCUCUCAGCUCCCCAGGGCUUCCCACAACAAACCUGCGUGCUCAGGCUGCGGGCGGGCUGGGCAGCUGGAACGCGAACUGGACAUGCCUUUGGCUGUGUUUGUCAGCCCAGCCCCAGUUCCUGCGGCCAGAGCAGAGGGCUUCUGCUGUUGAGGUGGCCCAGGCCUGCCUGCAACUUGCCCAUCUGGCCUAAGGAGACGAAACCGUCCUCCCAGCUCCCCUGCUAAUUUACUGGACCGGACGAGGGGGAAAGCCCUUCCCCUCUGUGCCUCCGUUUCCUCAUGCCUGAAAAUACCAGCAAUUACAGUAUCUUUGUUCCACGUGGAACACUUUGCAUGUUGCAAGAGUCCCUUUACCUGUGACUUCUUGUUUAAUCCCAUUACCACCCAUGAGGGCAGGGACACAGCAGGUAAGCCAGGCCUGCAGCCCCCUCCUCUCUCUCCAAGCUCAGGACUUUUUGCCCAACCCCGCAACCGCCUGUCUCUUUAAAAGGAAGACAUGGGGCAGAGUAUCAGGUCUGCGGUGCUUCUGCUGCACAGACCUGCUUCACUGCCGUGGCCUCGCCUCUUGGCCCCUCGCUGCCCCCUCUUCCUACAGAGGCCCUCUGCUCCUGGGAGCCUGGGUGUGGUGGGCACACGCAGCUCAUGUGGGCCUCCCUGCGCAGCCGGAGGGUUAGGUGGGAGACGGUCCCUCCUUAAAGUCUCCCUCCGAAUCCCUGAUUAGAAGAGGCACCAUGAGUUUUCCUGCCCUUUUCUAUUUGUUUUUCUCUCCCCUGAUCUGUACAUGUGUGUCCCACCACCAAGUACUCUGGGACAUGGAAUGUAUUUGGUAUUUUUUUCCUUUCCUUCUUUCUUUCUUUGCAGUUCUUUUUGGCAGAGGGGUCAAGCAAAUAAUAAAGUAUUUGUGGAAUCCAUCAGUUCCAUAGACAGCUAGGCCGAAUGUGGAACACAGAGAGAGCUCACCUGAUCCAUUUAAUUGUUGCUUAGAAAAGUAAAGAUGAGAGCGUUUAGGAUCCAGAAACCAUUUUAGGUGAGGGAAUUUCCAGCAUAUUCUAGAAUGCUCCCAACUCCCUGCCUACCUUUCCCACCAAUCAAAGACUUCUCUGAUUUCUCCAGGUAAAAUUAAUUUCUCCAUCAUGCGAAACUCCACCUUGCAUCUCAGUGGUCAUGCUUCUAGUUAACACAUCAUUUUCUGUGUCACUUAGCUGGUUCUUUUGGUAGAUUGUAAAUCCUUCCAGUAGAAAGACCAUUUCUUAAUCACAC
Molecule: messenger RNA, 2674 nt
Organism: Manis pentadactyla (Chinese pangolin)
Lineage: Eukaryota; Metazoa; Chordata; Mammalia; Pholidota; Manidae
Gene: ADRB2
Product: adrenoceptor beta 2
Exons: 2
Coding region: 193-1605 (470 amino acids)
Biological process (GO): negative regulation of smooth muscle contraction; adenylate cyclase-activating adrenergic receptor signaling pathway; norepinephrine-epinephrine-mediated vasodilation involved in regulation of systemic arterial blood pressure
Cellular component (GO): membrane
Molecular function (GO): norepinephrine binding; beta2-adrenergic receptor activity
Source: RefSeq, a predicted model, not a curated record